This is a messenger RNA of Lepus europaeus (European hare), 2897 nucleotides long. It is a transcript of the gene SDCCAG8, whose product is annotated as SHH signaling and ciliogenesis regulator SDCCAG8. The coding region runs from base 113 to 2239 and encodes 708 amino acids. The record is from RefSeq and is a predicted model, not a curated record. The transcript has 18 exons. NCBI's taxonomy places the organism in Eukaryota, Metazoa, Chordata, Mammalia, Lagomorpha, Leporidae. Gene Ontology annotation, biological process: neuron migration; establishment of cell polarity; tube formation. Gene Ontology annotation, cellular component: centrosome; centriole.
CAGUUGCGGCAGGAGGCGGGCGGGUGUAACCCCGGCGCUAGGCCUGUUGUUGGAAGGGAGAACACUGGACGAUAACCCACGUAACUCGCAUCUCUUGGCCCAGAGUCUGUGCAUGGCGAAGUCCCCAGGGAACUCUUCCCUGGAGGAGAUUCUGGGGAAGUAUCAACGGAGUCUCCGGGAACGUGCCAGUAGAAGCAUCCAGCAACUGAAAUGUAUGCUGAAAGAAAGUGAUGGUGCGAUUGGAGAAGAUGCCCCGGACCCGGACCCUAGCAUCAGUGCAGGAAACGAGGGCACCGAGGCAGCCUGGCACGAACUGCAACACAGUCAUGCUGUUAUUCAGCUCAAGACAUUGUUGCGCCAACAAGAAAGUAAAGAAAGUGAGGCAUCUUCAUUACGAAGACAAAAAAUGUCCCCUUUGAGAUCAUCAGAAUAUGAGGAAACCAGUAUACCUACAGUGCAAAACCUUGUACCUAUCAUUAAUGACCAAUCUCAGUACAUUCAUCAUUUAGAGGCAGAAGUUAAAUUCUGCAAGGAGGAACUCUCUGGAAUGAAAAAUAAGAUACAAGUAGUUGUACUUGAAAAUGAAAGGCUCCUGCAAGAAAUGCAGUCUCAAAGACAAGAGGAGACAAUGAGGGAACAAACAUUUCUGGAUGAAUCUGUGAGACUAAAACUUUGCUAUGAAAAAAAGUCUGAAUUCCUAGAAUCUCAAUUGAAAUCUUUAAGACUGACAGCCAGAGACACAGCCAGAAAACUCAUAUCUACUGGUUCAUUCCCCCAAAGAACCAAGACAGCUGUGGAUGUGCCAGGCGAAAGCCAGGAGCCAGAAACUCAAUCUAGGAAAGACUGUGCUGGAGUUCAGAAAGAUUAUGAAGAUCUUAAAGAGCAGCUAAAGCAUAAAGAGUCUCUUCUUGCUGCUAAUCUUUCUAACCGCGUUGGUGGUCUUUGUUUGAAAUGUGCUCAGCAUGAAGCUGUCCUUUCCCAAACCCAUAGUAACGUUCACAUGCAGACCAUCGAAAGACUGACUAAAGAAAGAGAUGACUUAAUGUCUGCAUUAGUUUCCGUAAGGAGCAGCUUGGCAGAUGUGCAGCAAAGAGAAGCAAGCGCGUAUGAACAGGUGAAACAAGCUGUGCAAAUGACCGAAGAAGCCAAUUUUGAAAAAACCAAGGCUUUAAUCCGGUGUGAGCAGUUGAAGAAUGAGCUGCAGAGGCAGACAGAUCGCCUUGAAAAAGAACUUGCAUCUCAGCAAGAGAAAAGGGCCUCAGAGAAAGAAAGAAUGAAAAAAGAAAUAACAAAGGAGAGGCAGGACUGGGAAUCAAAGAUGUUAAUCCUGUCUCAGAAUAUUGCUGAACUAGAGACCCAGGUGGAAAAGGCUACAAGGGAAAAGAUUUCAGCUAUUAAUCAACUAGAAGAAAUUCAAAACCAGCUUGCUUCUCAGGACAAGGAUGUCACAAAGGUGUGUGGAGAAAUGCGCUUUCAGAUGAAUAAAACCAAAAUGGAGAGGGAUGAGGCAGAAAAGGAACACAGAAAGUACAAAGCAAAAGUUAAAAUGGAUCUUGAAAUUAAAGAUCAGGAAAUCGAGAAAUUGAGAAUAGAACUGAGUGAAAGCGAGCAGCACUUGGAACAGGAGCAGCAGAAAGCAGCCCGGGCCAGAGAGGAAUGCCUGAAACUAACAGAACUGCUGGGCGAAUCUGAACACCAACUGCACCUCACCAGACUGGAAAAAGGUAGCAUGCAGCAGAGCUUUAGCAACGAAGCAAAGGCCCAAGCCCUUCAGGCCCUGCAAAGAGAGCAGGAGCUGACACAGAAGAUACAGCAAAUGGAAGCCCAGCAUGACAAAACUGAAAAUGAACAGUAUUCACUGAUGACCUCCCAGAAUGCAUUUUUGACAAAGUUGAAGGAAGAGUACUGUACAUUAGCCAAGAAGCUGGAUCAGAUCUCUAAAAAAAGCAGAUCUAUGAAAGCUCAACUCAUUCAAGAAAAAAGGUAUACUUAUGACAAACUGGAAAAAUUACAGAGAAGAAACGAUGAAUUGGAGGAGCAGUGUGUCCAGCAUGGGAGAUUACAUGAAAGAAUGAAGCAAAGGCUCAGGCAGCUGGACAGGCAUGGCCAGGCCACAGCCCAGCAGCUGGUGCAGCUGCUCAACAAGCAGAACCAGCUUCUCCUGGAGAGACAGAGCCUGUCAGAAGAAGUGGACCGGCUGCGAACCCAGUUACCCAGCAUGCCACAAUCUGAUUGCUGACCUGGAUGAAACAGAGUGAAAUAAAUGAUUUACAAAGAGGUAUUUACAGUCAUCCAAUUGGUUCUUAGUAUGUCACAAUGCACCACGACCUUCCCGGGGUGACGCCGCCUUGGACUCGAGCGGGCUGGUCCUCACUGCCAGGUUUGUUGGCCCUGUCCUAAGGAAGGGAGAGAGCUGAAGUGACACUAGCGGAGGAGAACGCCUGGGUGUUUCCAGAAAAGGCUUGAUGUGAUGUGUCCUGAACCUGCGCAUGUAUAUGAAAUGUGAUACACAUGGAUUUCAGUAAAUGAACUUUUUAAAGACUUGAAUCAUGACGUUUCCUUUUUGCCUUGUAGAGAUGAACAAAACGCACCCCAAAGGCACAUUUUCCCGAGGCCAGAGUGUAUUAAGGACCAAACUUUUUCCUUGCCAUUCAUUUUUCUUCCUUUUUUGUGAUCUGUGUAUCAUUCUUCACCUUUAUUUGCCUUUAAUUAGCAUCCUGCCAGACUCCAUUAUUAUUCCUCAUCCUUCUCUGUGCACAAUCAGGAGACACCAGGAAGCACUAUGUACUAUUCUUUCCAUUCUGUUCACACAGACUGACAGUACAGCAUCUUUGGCUCGAUGGCGUCAGGUUUUUUUUUUUUCCUUGAUAAUGCAGUAUUUGAGAGAAGCCUAAAAA